Mercurialis annua (annual mercury) is the source of this 4556-nucleotide messenger RNA. RefSeq lists its product as uncharacterized. The transcript has 8 exons. Lineage: Eukaryota; Viridiplantae; Streptophyta; Magnoliopsida; Malpighiales; Euphorbiaceae. Gene Ontology annotation, biological process: telomere maintenance; DNA repair. Bases 1 to 4161 code for a protein of 1386 amino acids. Gene Ontology annotation, molecular function: DNA helicase activity. The record is from RefSeq and is a predicted model, not a curated record.
AUGGCCACCUCUAGUGGUGGUGAGCUUUGUAUCUUCAAGCAACACUCCAAAAGGGUACAUCCCUCAUCUUCUGCAAUGUUUUCUAAAGCAGAACAUGUCAGUUUUUCCUUGGAGAGAUUAGUUAUGAUUGAUAGAGAGGCUGAUCAACAAGAUCCUAUGAGCUUUUCUUCAAUGGAUGUCUCUUCGUCAAUCGAAAAAAGUAAAAGCGAUAAACCGAAGAAACGGAUGCGGAAACUUUAUAAUCGCAUGUCUGACAAUCAAAAAACAAUUGACAAUCAAAGGAGAUCGGAGCGGCGAAAAAAUAAAAAGAUGGAACAAAAUCAAGAUCAAAACGAAACCAACAAAAAACAGCGAGUGGAUUGGUUAUGUAGAGCUCUCCUAGAACCCAGUCAAGAAGAAGAUCAAAUUAUUCACCAUCCAUUUUGCUCGCCUUUACAUGAGCUGAAAAAUGUACCUUCAUGCACGUAUUGCGGAGCAAAGAAAUUUGAAUACGAGACGCCAAGCUUCUGCUGCCAAAGUGGAAAGAUCAAGCUGCAAACAACACGUCCCCCACAAGAAUUAUUUGAACUACUAACGUCAGAAUCAGAAGACGCUAUGGAAUUUCAAAAAAAUAUCAGACUCUAUAAUAACGUCUUCGCAUUCACCUCAUUUGGAGCACGCAUCGACAGAGAAUUGACAUCAAAUAAAUAUGGGGUUUACACUGUGCGAAUCCAAGGACAAGUGUACCAUUACUUACCUCAGAUAACACCUACAGAUGAAACCCCAAGGUAUUUCCAAUUGUAUUUCUAUGACAGCAUUAACGAAAUACAGCACAGGUUGAGUGCAGCAGGACCCAUUAAGUUGUGCGAGUCUGUGAUGUCAAAACAAUACAACGCUCCAACAGAAGAUGAUGUGGCAGGUAUAUGGGUGGAAGGAAAUAAUCCAGUCAUCCCUUCAAAAAGAGAAAUUGUAAUACAGUCACAUUCAGGAAAAGAUUACAGGGUUAUGCAUUUUUUUGGAUGUUAUGACCCAUUGGCAUAUCUGAUUCUUUGCCCAAAAGGAGAGAGUGGAUGGCAUCAAAACAUAAGGAUGCGUCAUACACCAAACGACACCGACAUCGAGUCAGACAUCGACUCAGACAAUGAAGAGGAUGGUUCUAAUUUGCAAACAGCAACCUCGACGGAAGGUAUUCUACAGCAAGAGGACAAAGGUGUCAAAAAGCCGAAUCCAAAAAAAGUAUCAUGUCGGGAGUACUACUGCUACAAUUGUCAAAUUAGAGAAAAUGGAAAUUCUCUACUACUAUUGACACAAAGACUGAUGCAACAAUUUGUGGUGGACAUGUACAUAAAGAUAGAAUCAACAAGGCUAGACUUCUUGCGAAAUAAGCAAUCUCAAAUACGAUGUGAAUUGUACCAAGGCAUUGUAGACUGUGUAAAAUCAGGAGAGACGAGAGGAAUGCAGGUGGGAAAAGAUCUUAUUCUCCCGGCGUCCUUCAUCGGAGGACCACGAGACAUGCGCCGCAGAUAUCUUGACGCAAUGGCUCUGGUACAAACAUAUGGAAAGCCAGACCUCUUCAUAACGAUUACAUGCAAUCCAGACUGGAAAGAAAUAAAAGAAGAGCUGCAAUUGAAUCAAACUGCACAAAAUAGACCGGACUUGACUUCAAGGGUAUUCCGAGCAAAGCUACAAGAUUUAAAAGAUCAACUUUAUAAAAAGACAAUAUUCGGAAGAGUAGCGGCCCACGUACGUGUCAUAGAAUUUCAAAAAAGAGGAUUGCCGCAUGCAUACAUGCUGAUCAUACUAAAACCUGGUCAUAAAAUAACCAGUCCAGACCAAUUUGACAAGUUCGUCAGUGCAGAAAUUCCAGAUAAAUAUGAAUAUCCAGAAUUACAUUCUUUGGUUGCAAAACACAUGAUGCACGGACCUUGCGGAGAGGAAAAUAAAAGUUCUCCCUGUAUGAUGAAGGAAAAUGCAGAUUCAAAUAUCCAAGGACUUACUCUUCAAAAACAAGUCAAGGAAAAGAUGGAUAUCCGGUCUACAAAAGAACAAACAACGGACGUCACAAAAAAAUAUAAGAAGCUAGACAACAGAUGGGUUGUGCCUUAUAAUCCUUACUUACUGACGAGAUACGACUGCCAUGUCAACGUAGAGAUUUGUUCAGGUAUGAAGGCGGUGAAAUACCUAUACAAAUAUAUCUACAAAGGACACGAUAAGGUUGCUGUAUAUAUUGCUCCAGAAGAUAACAACGACAGAGGUAUAGACGAAAUACGGCAAUUUCAAGAUGCAAGAUGGGUAUCAGCGCAGGAAGCUAUGUGGAGGAUAUUCGAGUUCGACCUCAACGAGAUACAUCCAGCGGUCGUGAACCUACAGCUACACCUACCCAACAAACAAAUGGUCUCAUACUGGAAACAUCAAAAUCUAGAAAAAUUAGUUGUUUGGGAUGACGCCACAAAGACUAUGCUGACGCAGUUUUUCAAAAAAUGCUCUGAAGACGAGCACGCUGAGGGAUUGCUCUACAGAGAAUUUCCACAACAUUAUGUAUGGAACAAAAUGUAUAAAAUGUGGGAAAGAAGGAAAAAGGGAAAUGUCAUCGGUCGGGUAAAUGCAGCAAAUCCAAUUGAAGGUGAAAGGUAUUAUAUGAGGCUCCUAUUAAGCCACGUCAAAGGACCAAAAUCAUUUGAAGAUCUGCUUACAGUGGAUGGCGCCAAAUGCAAUUCGUUCAAAGAGUCCGCAAUCAAGAGAAAUUUGCUCGAAUCAGAUCAAAGUGCAUCAGAAUGCAUGAGCGAGGCGGUGGCUUUCCAAAUGCCUACGGAGCUGAGAAGACUGUUUGCAAUUUUAUUGGUAUACUGCGAGCCAACAGACGUCAGGCAGCUAUGGGAUGAUUACAUUGAAGACAUGUGUGAAGAUUUCAAACGGCUCCAUGAAAAUUCGGUGGAAACACAAAUAUCAUUGACUAUAAAUAGCAUUCAAAAGCACUUGCAGAGCAUGGGAAAGGAUAUACAGAAUUACGAUUUGCCAAGAAUUCCAGAAAAUCAAGCACAACACCGGUCAAAAAAUAUAAGAGAGAUAGAAGAAGAAUUGGCAGUUGAAAUACCAGCUGAAGAUAUUGAUGCGGCAAAUAACCUAAACAGGGAGCAAACAUAUGCAUACAACACUAUACUAGAUAGAGCCAAAUCUAACACAAGUGGAGUAUUCUUUGUGGAUGGGCCUGGAGGAACUGGAAAAACAUUCUUAUACAAGGCAAUACUAGCGAAGAUCAGAUCAAGCGGUAUGAUAGCUUUAGCCACAGCAACUUCGGGAGUAGCAGCUGCAAUCAUGCCCGGAGGAAGGACAACCCAUUCCCGUUUCAGCAUCCCUCUCAAUGCAACAGAGACAACGGUGUGCGGCAUAUCAAAGCAAAGUGGAAAAGCAGAACUUUUAAGAAGAGCUAAGUUAAUCAUUUGGGAUGAGGCGCCGAUGGCCAAAAAAUUUGCAAUUGAAACAGUCGACCGAACCCUAAGGGACAUAAUGAGCUGUAAUGACCCUUUUGGAGGAAAGAUCAUCGUAUUUGGUGGAGAUUUCAGGCAAGUGCUACCCGUGGUACCAAAAGGAACAAGAGAACAGACAGUUACUGCAAGCCUUGUCAGAUCAUAUCUUUGGAAUAAAAUGGAAAAACUCAAACUAAGUACUAACAUGAGAGCAAGAUCGGAUUUAUCUUUUAGUCAAUUUUUACUUAGAGUGGGCAACGGAGAAGAGCCAACAACAGAAGAAGAUAAUAUAAGACUCCCAAAUGAGAUGAUAAUACCAUACAAUGCUAAAGAAGACAGCGAGACGACCUUGAUUAAUGCAGUAUUUCCUAAUCUGAAGGAUAAUUCAUCAUCACCGGAAUACAUGAUGAACAGGGCAAUACUGGCCACAAGGAAUGAAUUUGUUGACACCCUGAAUCGAAAGAUGAUAGACUUAUUUCCCGGCGAAACACAAAUAUAUAAUAGCUAUGAUCAGGCUGUGGAUGAUACAAAUAACUACUACCAGGAAGAAUUCUUAAAUACUCUGCUACCCAAUGGUCUUCCACCACAUAGACUUGAGCUGAAAAUUAACUGCCCGAUAAUACUACUGAGGAAUUUAGACGCGGCAAACGGUCUGUGCAAUGGACAAGAAUGGUAUGCAAAAAGUUCGACAAAAAUGUUAUACAUGCAGAAAUAACGGUCGGCCAGCAUGGAGGAAAACAAGUUUUAUUACCAAGAAUUCCUUUAUCGCCGACAGAAAAUGAAGGAUACCCAUUUCACUUCAAAAGAAAGCAAUUCCCAAUAAGAUUAUGCUUUGCAAUGACGAUCAACAAGGCACAAGGACAAACCAUACCAAACGUCGGAGUUUACAUGCCGCAGGAUGUAUUCUCGCAUGGACAGCUUUAUGUGGCAUUAUCAAGAGGAGUGUCAGCAUCGACCACUAAAAUAUUGGUCAAGACGGAUAAGCCAAAUAAAAAGAAAGACACGUAUACAAAAAAUGUGGUCUACAAAGAAGUUUUCAACUCUGAAAGUGAGCCGGUGUACUAAUAAAGAAGAUGUACCUUAUAAAACUAAUAAUUAUUAGCUUUUAUA